Molecule: messenger RNA, 1224 nt
Organism: Saccostrea cuccullata (small rock oyster)
Lineage: Eukaryota; Metazoa; Mollusca; Bivalvia; Ostreida; Ostreidae
Exons: 2
Coding region: 202-993 (263 amino acids)
Source: RefSeq, a predicted model, not a curated record
CACGUCCAGCAGCAUUAAAUGGACCGUGUGCCAAAUACAAUGGACCGUUAGUUUAGGACGGAAGUCGCGUAGGAAUAAAACGCGUGAUCAAUCAAUAGGAAACUAAUCCGCGUGCUGCUAUUUAAUAACGAAACAGCGCUAUCAUCUUCAUUUAAAAUAAAUGAUAUACUCUGCAAAAAAAUUGAAAAUUGACGGGAAAAGAUGCUGCUGCUAGUUUUUCUCGGGCUGAUUUGUUUCUCCGCAGCCGACAAGGAGAGCCCAAUCCCCGUCAGUGAUACCGGAGAGGGCACGCGCUGUGACGCAGACCUAGACAUCGCUCAAACGUGUAUCGCCUGCUCAAGACUUCCACAGGUGAUCGCCGUCAAGUUAACAGACUGCUGUGGUGAGGACAAAGCAUUUCAGUUCUGUCAAAUCUGUACAAAAAAUACUGAAGAUUGCUUAAAGCAGGCAUACAGCAUCAACAAUCUCGAUGAAAGUGUUCUGCAGGAUAAUCCUGAAGAUUCAGAAAGAGAAUUAACACCGGAAGAGAGUGAGGAAAUGGAUAAGAGGUUUGGAACACUGUCAAUGGGCGGAUCUCGUGGAUACUUAUACGGCAAACGAGAUGUUGAUAAGAGAUAUGGACGUUUAGGAUUUGGUGGAUCCCGCGGUUUUCUUUACGCAAAACGAAGCGAUGAUAAGCGCUACAGCCGCUACGGCAUAGGCGGAUCAAGAGGAUAUUUAUACGGUAAAAGAGAUAUGGAUAAGAGAUAUAAAAGUUUAGGAAUAGGCGGAUCAACUGGCUAUCUCUAUGGGAAAAGAGACGAGAUGGACAAAAGGUUCGGAAGAUUAGGAUUAGGCGGAUCCAGUGGGUACCUUUAUGGAAAACGGGACGAUGAAAAAGAAAAGCGCUUUUGGAGACUUGGUGUCAAAGGAUCACGUGGUUUCUUAUACAAUAAACGCUUUGGACGACUAGGAAUGGAUUCGUCCAGUGGAUACCUAUACGGAAAACGAUAAGCAGACAAAAGAUUCGGACAAUUUAAUUUCUGAGACUCUCGAGGAUUUAUGUAUUAAAUUUCCUUUAAUAGCUAGUGCAUUUACAUUAUUCUACUUUCAUAUAUAUUUUUUGUAUUGAAUGUAAAUAUUUGUGAGUGGAUUGAGUGAGACAAUCAAUCUCAUUUUGUGUGAUAAAAACGUUAUUUAAUAUCAAUCAUACUGGUUUUUAUGCAAUAAACUGAGAAGAAUGAC